Messenger RNA from Harmonia axyridis, 4725 nucleotides. RefSeq lists its product as uncharacterized. Bases 1 to 4725 code for a protein of 1574 amino acids. The record is from RefSeq and is a predicted model, not a curated record. NCBI's taxonomy places the organism in Eukaryota, Metazoa, Arthropoda, Insecta, Coleoptera, Coccinellidae. Gene Ontology annotation, biological process: proteolysis; DNA integration. The transcript is spliced from 2 exons. Gene Ontology annotation, molecular function: aspartic-type endopeptidase activity; nucleic acid binding.
AUGGCAAACACGAAUAAAAUUAAACAAGCUAGAGCUCUUAGAACAAUGAGUGAGAAUCAGAUUAUUGAAAUCAAGGCAUUUGCUGAUGAGGCUAAAAUUGAUAUAAAUAAACGCGCCCAGUUCAAAAUUUUGUGUCAGAAUCUUGAUUCAUACCGCGAAGAAUUUAAGUCUCAUCAUCAAACUCUCAUAUCUCUUAUGGCCAUCAAUGAUGAAGACAUAAGUAAAGAGGAAACAAAUAGAAAAGACUUUGAUUUCAAUUAUUCCUAUAUUGAAACAGUACUUCAGGAGUUUUUCGAGGUGAAACCCAGUGUUACAACUUCCGCUAGCGCUAUUGGGGAUGUAUUUCAAACCAGUAAUCAUAAUGUUAAACUUCCCAAGAUUGAAAUACCAAAGUUCACAGGUGAUAUAAAAACAUUUAAACCCUUUAUAGACAUGUUUGAAAAUCUCAUUCAUAAUAAUACCUCUCUUUCGAACAUCGAGAAAUUCAAUUAUUUGAUUUCCUCUUUACGAGGUCCGCCUCUCACUCUAGUGCAGACUACGCCAAUGUCAAGUGCCAAUUAUGCGAUCGCCUUUAAAUCACUUUCAGAACGCUAUAAUAACAAAAGACUUAUAGCCUUCGCUCAUUUUCAAGAGAUUGAUAAUGCUAUUAUUAUAAAAAAUUCAAAGAAUACUCAAAGUUUAAGAAUUUUACUGGACACCUACACAGAGAACCUUGCCGCGCUCGAAAAUAUGGGUAUUCCAGUGAAGGAAUGGGAUUUCAUGUUAUAUUAUCUUUUCACAAAACAUUUAGAUCAAGAAACCAUUUCACGUUUUGAAUUUGAGAAUCCAGUAGCAUUCGAUGAAUUACCUUCUUUCAAAAAAUUGGUUGCCUUUGUUCAACAAAGAUGUAAUACGCUUGAUGCUAUUGAUCUCUCAGUGGGUAAAUCCUCAAACACGCUAUCACCCAGUUCGAAAAAUGUUCCAAAUUUUUCCUCUCAUUCGAGACCAAAACAGUCUUCAACAUACUUCGCAAACGCUUCUAAGGGUAUAAAAAAUUCAACUAUUACAUGUUCAUUCUGUAAACAGGAUCAUACAAUUUACAAAUGCUCUGAAUAUCAUAACAGAACACCUAAUGACAGAUCUCUUUUUGUCAAGCAAAACAAACUAUGCACAAAUUGUUUAAGUUCGCAACAUUCAAUUUAUAAAUGCAGGUCAAAAUCAACUUGUCAUUUUUGUCAUGAAAGACAUCAUUCAAGCAUACACGUAAAUAAGGAUCUAACUAAAAAUUACUCUUCUUCCGAUAAUCUUCAAGUCAGUUCUCAAACAACUCAACCUUUACCUAGUACUUCCAAGUCACCAGACAUUUCCACAUUUUCUGGAAUGAUGUCUUCAGCUGUUGGUGUUUUACUUUCAACUGCAAUAGUCGAGGUUUCUGAUUCUUAUAGUAACUUUCAAAAGGUACGUGUGAUAUUAGAUAGUGGUUCACAAACAAGUUAUAUCACCGAAAAAUGUGCGAAUAGGUUGGGUUUAUCACGUUUCAGUUGCUCACUUUCGAUACAGGGUCUUGGAAAUAUGACUAACAUGACAUCCAAGAGUGGUGUUACAUGUAAAAUAAAGCCUGUUGGAAAAAUAUCUCCUAUAUUUACCAUCGACGCGGUUGUUUUACCCAAACUUUGUGCCAAUAUGCCGGUCUCAAAAUUAAAUCAUACUCAUUGGGUUCACCUGAAUAAUAUCCAACUAGCUGACGAUUCAUUUCAUAAACCUGCUCCGGUAGAUAUGCUAUUAGGAGCCGAUAUUUUUCCACAUAUUUUAAAAGAAGGUCGUGUUAUAGGACAUGCAAAUGAACCAGUAGCUAUCAACACUAUUUUCGGUUACAUACUUAUGGGUAAAUAUAACGCUUAUGAUACUCAUAUUACGGCCAAUGUGUCUACAUUUUUCGCAGCUCUGGGCAAUAAUGCUUUAUCGGUCGAUAACUUGAUUGGGCGGUUCUGGGAGGUUGAGGAAGUUCCUUCAGUCAAAUCAAUAUGUUCGCCUGAAAAUGCGUUAUGUGAAAAAAUUUUCGCUGAGACUCAUGAAAGGGGUAAUUUUGGACGUUAUACUGUCAAUUUACCAUUCAAAAAUUCCGAACCUUCAUUUGAUUCGGAAGAUAUUCGCUCGAUAGCUCUGCGCCGUUUUUAUUCGCUCGAACGUCGCUUAUACAAACAACCAACAGUAUUCAAACAAUAUUCAGAUUUUUUGAAUGAAUAUCUCAAAAAUGAUUACAUGGAGGAAGUUGAGGUUGAGAAUAGUGACAAUCCUAUCGCAAAGAAAAAUAUAUUUUAUCUACCCCAUCACUGCGUAAUGAAAGAUAGUACUACCACACAGCUCAGAGUAGUUUUCGAUGGAUCUACGAGGUCGAAAGGAAUAUCGUUAAAUGAUACCCUCUUGGUGGGGGAGAAACUUCAGAAUAAUAUUUUCGAAAUAUUACUCAAGUUCAGAGUGCAUUCAAUCGUUUUUACUGCCGACAUAAAAAAAAUGUUUUUACAAAUUCUAAUAAAUUCUAAGCAUCAAGAUUAUCAGAGGAUAUUGUGGAGGUUUUCGCGAAAUGAUCAGGUUAGAGAAUAUCGCUUAAAACGAUUAGUUUUCGGUUUGUCUUCCUCACCAUUUAUAGCAAAUAGAGUCAUUUUGCAGUUAGCCAGAGAUGAACGCAAUGAUUUUCCUCUGGCCGCAAAUAUUUUGGAGGAUGAUAUCUAUAUAGAUGAUGUGUGUUCUGGGUGUUCCAGUUUAGAGGAAGCAAAGUUAAUUCGCGAUCAAUUAAUUAAUAUUUUAAACAGGGGAUGUUUUGAAUUGCGCAAAUGGGCAUCCAACACUCCAUUACUUCUAGAUGAUUUACCAAUUGAAUAUCGUUACAACAAUAAUUCAUCGAUUUCUUUCGAUGAUGAAAACUCCUGCAUAAAGGUUUUAGGGUUGAGAUGGCAACCAUCCUUGGACGCUUUCAUAUAUACUAUAGAUUCAACUGUUGUGGGUUACACAAAAAGACAAAUUUUGAGCGAUAUAGCCAAAAUUUUCGAUCCUUUAGGAUUUCUCGCACCAUUGACAUGUUUCGCGAAAUUGAUUAUGCAACGUCUCUGGACUUUGGGUCUCAACUGGGAUGAUACGCCGCCUCGCGAAAUUUGUGAAAAGUGGUACCAGUUUAAAUCGUCUUUCGCGAUGUUGUCAGAUUUUAAGAUUUCUCGGCGUUUUCUUGUUGACAAUUGUGAUGAAUGCCAAAUUCAUGCCUUUUGCGACGCUUCUGAGAAGGCAUAUGCCGGGGUCAUAUAUUUUAGGGUUCAACAAAAUAGUAAAGUUAAUGUAUUUUUUGUAUGUGCAAAAACAAAGGUUGCUCCCUUGAAGAGUAUUUCAGUUCCCCGUCUGGAACUGUGCGCCGCGGUAUUGCUUUCUAAUUUACUGUCAGAAGUGUUGACAAUUUUUGAUAACAAAAUUAAAUUUUCUAAUGUAUAUGCCUACACCGAUAGUAUGAUUGUCGUUCAUUGGAUUAAAUCAUCUCCACAUAAGUGGAAAACGUUUGUCAGCAAUCGUGUAACUCAUAUUCAAGAUAAAAUACCCCCAGCUUCUUGGCAACAUAUUUCAAUAGACAACAAUCCGGCAGAUUGUGCCUCUCGUGGGUUUUUACCUGGUGAAAUUCUACAAAAUAAAUUAUGGUUUUCCGGCCCAGAAUGGCUUCAAUCGUCGAGCGAAUACUGGCCAGUCACUAGAAGUUCCAUUAAAAGGGUAGUAUCAGGAUGUAAACAGUGUUGGCGCUUAUCACCAAGGCCUUAUCAACCCCCUAUGGGUAAUCUUCCUGAUUUUCGCGUUUCUCAGUUGAAGGCGUUUUCAGUAGUUGGUCUCGACUACGCCGGUCCCUUUGCUAUAACACUUGGUAAAAUACGCGGUGCUAAGACUCAUAAAGCGUAUAUUUGUCUGUUUGUAUGUAUGGCUACUAAGUGCAUACAUUUGGAACUGGCUUCAGAUAUGACAUGCGAGAUUUUUAUUUCUGCCUUGAGGAGGUUCAUAGCUCGUAGAGGACGCUGCGAUUGUAUAAUAUCUGACUGCGGUACAAAUUUUACAAGCGCAAGUAGGGAAAUAGGCACUUUAAUGAAGCAAGCUGCUGAACGCGAAACAAUCAAGUUCAAAUUUAAUCCACCUGGUUCGCCACACUUCGCAGGUAUGGCCGAAGCAGGAGUGAAGUCUGUAAAAACACAUAUUCAUCGUGUUGUGGGUCAACAGAUUAUGACUUACGAGGAGUUUUACACUCUUCUGACGCAAAUUGAAGCGCUAUUAAAUUCUCGCCCCUUAUGUCCAAUGAGUAAUGAUCCCAAUGAUUUGUCAGUUUUGACACCGGGACAUUUUUUAACUUUGGAACCUCUGACGUCAUUGCCUGACCCUGAUUUAGCCCAUUUAAAUAUCAGUAAAUUGAACCGAUUCCAAUUUUUACAACGAUGUGUUCAAUCCUUUUGGAAAAGGUGGCAGUUAGAAUAUUUGCACACACUUCAACAAAGAAGUAAAUGGUUGAACGCCUCGCACCCAAUUGGGGUCGGUACAAUAGUUCUCAUAAAAAAUGACCAGACAUCGCCAAUGAAAUGGUUAGUAGGGCGAAUUCAAAAACUUUAUUAUGGAAAAGAUGAGGUUGCGAGAGUUGCUGAUGUACGAACGAAGAAUGGCGUUCUAAAGAGGGCUUUGGUAAAAUUGUGUCCUUUACCAAGUGCCGAGCUAAGUAAUGGUAUUUAG